Molecule: messenger RNA, 1474 nt
Organism: Bipolaris maydis ATCC 48331
Lineage: Eukaryota; Fungi; Ascomycota; Dothideomycetes; Pleosporales; Pleosporaceae
Product: Alpha/Beta hydrolase protein
Molecular function (GO): lipase activity
Source: RefSeq, a predicted model, not a curated record
ACAGGCUGUAGAACUUACACCAUUCUCCCGUCAGCUCUUGGACUGCGCUCCUCCUUUCUGUAUCGCCGUAUGAAAGAGUAAUCGAGAACCUGCAAAGUCGCCUUGAUAUAACUUCUAGCAUCCAGGAGUGCUACCAGGCACGCCAUGGUAGAUUUUACACAGCAGCCCUUUAAGGGUAUAUACGCAAUCUGCGCCAUUGGCUUCGAGAUUUUUCGCCUUCCAGUAUAUCUAAUUACAUUUCUCCUUGGAUUUGGUCGCCAGCACCCAAAAUGGACUUUCCGCCAGGCCAUCAGCAUGCGCGUCUUUUCCUCGCUUCUCUUGCACGUUGCAACAUUGCAAGUUGGAACACCAAUUCCCCUGACGCCAGGAGCAGAAAAGGAGCGAUUCAUUCUUGUCAAACCUGCCAAGUCCGAUGCUUACAAAGGACCGCUGAGGAGCAAUAAGGAUGUUGUGCCUGUGGAAAUUGGCGCAACCUGGUAUCCAGCGCCAUUGACAACCGGUAGCGAUAAGAGCAGAACAAAAGUCAUCCUGCACACUCACGGAGGCGCAUUUGUCCACGGCGACGGAAGAACGGCAGUAAGCGGCUUCAUGGCAAAGUUGUUACUCAAAUACACACCAGCAACACACAUCUUCUGCCCACAAUACCGACUCUCCACCCUCCCUGCCUCACCGACAUCAAACCCCUUUCCAGCCGCACUCCAGGACGUUCUGACAUCGUAUCUCUAUCUCCUCAACGACCUCAAGAUCCCUCCAAAGAACAUCAUUCUCUCCGGCGACUCAGCAGGCGGAAACCUCACCAUCGCCCUCCUCCGGUACAUAACCGAAUACGGCGCUGAACUCGGUCUCCCCGCUCCUUCUUCCGCGCUUCUCUGGUCUCCCUGGAUCGACCCCUCAGAUACAUCUUGCUUGUACGUCCACAACAACAGAAACUACAAGACCGACUACCUAUCCCCGCCCUUCACCAAAUGGGGCACAAACGCGUACGCUGGUCUGGCAGGCGAGAAGUUGUUGUCGUCACCGUACAUCUCGCACAAGUACAGCAUGUUCCGUACUCCAGUACCCAUGUGGGUCAAUAUCGGGGGCAGCGAGAUAUUGUACUUUGAUGCUGUGGAGUGGGCGAAGAAUAUGAGGGAAGAAGGGAAUGAGGUUGUGCUGGAUGUUGAGGAGCACGUGCCGCAUGAUAUUUUGUUGCUAGGGGGUGUUCUGGGAUUCAAGGAGGAGGCGCAUAAUAUGGCUAAGAGGGCGGGGGAGUGGCUGAAGGGGCAAUAGACUGAGGAGGGUGGUGCGGGAUGGGGAGUGCGAUGAAGGGUGGGGUCUUGUUUCCGCUACGGAUAGGUGAUGGUAUUAGGUUCAUAUUGCUUUCGAAUGUCGUUGUAAGAGGAAUAGUAGUUUGUUGUAGACUGGCUUUGAGCUGGGUAAAUCACUACGACUUUUGGACCUAGAGUUAUCACAAUAGACCCGAUGUUCAUCAUCC